Grus americana (Whooping crane) is the source of this 1887-nucleotide messenger RNA. It is a transcript of the gene DUOXA2, whose product is annotated as dual oxidase maturation factor 2. The coding region runs from base 1 to 969 and encodes 322 amino acids. The transcript is spliced from 6 exons. The record is from RefSeq and is a predicted model, not a curated record. Lineage: Eukaryota; Metazoa; Chordata; Aves; Gruiformes; Gruidae. Gene Ontology annotation, cellular component: endoplasmic reticulum membrane. Gene Ontology annotation, biological process: protein transport.
AUGACUCUUUUUGAUGGCAUCUACCCCUUCUACCUGCAGCAGAGGAAGGUCUCCGUGUUCGACGUCAGCACCAUCAUAGUGAUCGUGGUCUUCCUAACGCUCACUUGCAGCUUCCUGCUCAUCAUCCCGGGCAUCCGCGGACGGGCGAGGUCAUACUGGACUCUCCGUGUUCUCCUCAGCCUUGUCGUGGGAGUGGUGAUCGUCGCGGUACAGUUCACAGGGGACUGGGAGACUGGCUGGGUGAAGGCAAACACCUCCUACAAGUCCUUCAGCCGUGCCAUGGUGAACGCGGACAUCGGGCUCCAUGUCGGUCUGGCGGGGGUGAACGUGACGCUCAUGGGAAACCCAGUGAAUCAGAUCAAUGAGACCAUCAACUACAACGAGCACUUUGCCUGGAGCUUCGAUGCAGACUACGACCAUAUCUACAGCGAAGGGCUGGAGAGGGGGCUGCCCAGCCCCAUCCUCUACGUGGCGGAGAAGUUCACCACGCAAAGCCCCUGCGGCAUGCUCAGGCAGUACCGUAUCUCCAGCCACUACGCAUCGGCCACUCUCUGGGUGGCCUUUUGCACUUGGCUCAUCUCCAACAUGCUCUUCUCCAUGCCCGUCCUAGUCUACGGUGGCUACAUGCUCCUGGUCACAGGGGCCUUCAUGAUCUUUUCGUUGCUCUCGUUCUCCACUGUGAGGAACUCCCUGAUGUGCCCGAUCCAGUUUGGGACCGCAACCCUGCGCAUAGGCUAUGGGGGAUCUUUCUGGCUCACGCUAGCGAUUGGCUUGCUCUGUUUUGUGGCUGGGAUCACUGUUGUCUCACUGCACUACUUCAACUUGGACCUACUGAAAACUUUCUUUGAUCUCCGUGAGGAAAAAGCAGAGGAGUACCAGGAAAUGACUGAAGUGUACGUCAACCCUCAUUUUGUGAACAAAGGACUGUCUCUUUCUCCACCCUCCAAACUCAACCCCAACAAGAUCUAGAAGAACGUUUUUCCCACCCCUUCCCUGGAGGUGGGCCCGAAAGGGCAGAGCACAAACGCUUCUUGAUGUCCCCUGAGACCCAUUUCCCCAUCCAACUGCCUUUGAUGAGUGUACGCGUCCACGCUGGGGUGGGUGCUUGCUGAGCAGUACCUUUGCAGCCUGUAUCUCCCUGACCGUGCCCUCUGGACAAGGGCAGGCUUUGCAGAGAGCCGUCAGGCUGCAAUCGGAGCAGCUCGCAGCUCCAGCGACUUGAGCUGCACGCUCACCUGGGAUCUCUGUCCCGGGAGAAAUGUCCUUCCUGCUCCAUGCCCUGGCACAGUGAGUCUCCGAUGGCCAGUUCCCACGCCAGACGCCGAGCUCACCGGUGAGGUUUGUCAUGGGGAGCACCCGUGACUCCAAAAGCCGGUGAUGAAACCCGCUUGUUUCUUUCCCGAGCGCGGACAUUUAGCAUAGACCUUUAGAUGUACCUAGGGAAGCCAGACACAGACCCAGACUCCAUCAGGCUGGAUGCUGCACGGGCUAGAGUAAAAAAGCUGCUCCAGAAAUAAAGACUGAGUAAACGUACGAUGGUGUUUGCUGGGUGGGGAUGUGGCGAUGUGAUUAUUUCCACGUUCAAACUUGGGCUUUAUUAGGUAAGACUUGCAGCCUAGCGUGGUCCAAAAAGAGGGCACAAGAAAGGAAGGAGAGGGAAGAAUGAAGUGACCCCCAUCCAGCUGGAGCACACUUGGGCUGGCUGGGCUCACCACGAAACGCAAGCCCCAGGCCAGGAGCCAGAGCCAGCCAAGGUGAGAAAUGAAGCGCGUCACGCUGCGUUAUUACAAAGAGAAGAUGGGCUCUGGCACCAAACCCACCGGCCUGGUGAAGUCUCCACGGGCUGGCACGAGGAGAUUGCCGUACCUGAACGCUGGAGACCCAGGC